This is a messenger RNA of Leptidea sinapis, 4535 nucleotides long. RefSeq names its product rab GTPase-binding effector protein 1 (gene Rbpn-5). Gene Ontology annotation, biological process: endocytosis. Lineage: Eukaryota; Metazoa; Arthropoda; Insecta; Lepidoptera; Pieridae. The transcript is spliced from 15 exons. Gene Ontology annotation, cellular component: intracellular membrane-bounded organelle. The record is from RefSeq and is a predicted model, not a curated record. The coding region runs from base 144 to 1931 and encodes 595 amino acids. Gene Ontology annotation, molecular function: growth factor activity; GTPase activator activity; metal ion binding.
AUCGAUUCUCUAAAGGUAAAGUGUAAAUUGGGAAAUUGGUAUUGAAAAAUGAAAAUAGUUUCUUAUUUUUUAGUUAUUCAAAUAUAACUCACUUUCUGAAAACUAUGAUUUUAUUAGAUGUGAAGUAACAAAUAACCGGUACAAUGGCCGAAAAUGUAUUAAAAUCCAGUGAAUCUGGAACCAUCAGAGACGCAGACGACAGUGGCUGCUCAACGCCGGAUGAAUCAAGACGAAAUCUUGAAGAAGAAUUUAAUGUUCAAAGAGCUAAAAUGAAAGAACUCUUCUUACAAAAAGAAGAUAACCUCAAACAACUAGUGCAGGAGAAGCAGCAGUUGGAGUCCGAGCUUUUUGGAGUGAGGGCCCAACUGGAGCAGCUGCAGACUCUCACUGAGAACCAGAGGUCGGAGAUACAGAGCUUACAGAUGUUAGUUAGUGAAACAUUGGAGGCGUCGUCGUCGAGUUCAGAGGAGCUUCGUCGUCUGCGCUCCGUCAACCUGGACUUAGAACAGAAGAUAUCACAGCUCAAGUCACAGGAGGUGUCGCUGGCGCCGGCUACCUUGGUCCGCUCGCUGGCGAGGAAGCUGGGCGCGGACCACGAGGACACACCAGCCAGGAAGAAUGUGGAGGAUAGCGAGCUGGUGCGCUCCAUAGUGGAGCCCCUGGAGGCAGAGAUCGGCGCGCUGAAGACCAAGCUCAGAGACACGGACGCGAGGCUGCAGGAGACACUGAAAUCAGUCGAAACGAAAGAAAAGACGAAAGACAUCACAAACAGUGGCGGCGAUGGGAAAGUAGAAUCAGGUCUGCCGCAGACCGAGGGUCCGAGCGGGUGUGACAUGUGCGUGAACUACGAGCGACAACUGGUGACCGAGCAGAGCCGAGCAAACCGGCAUCGAGACGACGCAUUGCGAGCACAACGCGCGCUGCGUUCAGCGACGGAGGAGCUGGAGGGCGUGCGCUCUAUCCACGACGAGACCGUCCGCGGCUGGCAGGCGGAACGCGCGGAGAGCGGGCGCCGAGUGCACGAGCUGGAAGACGCAUUGCGGGCGGCCGACGAGGUGUUGCGGGCGACGAGUGAGGCCGCCGAGCGAGCCUCGCAGCGGGCGUUGGACCUGGUCACCACGCUCACCGUCGACCGGGAGACGCUGCAGAAGAGGCUGGACAGCUUAGAGCGAGAUAACGCUACACUCAUCGGCAAGUACACGCGAAAGGCAGUCGAGAUUCAGAACGAAGUUAUCAACCUCCCCGACACUGUCAUUGAGCUCCAAGAGCAAUGCCUCCAGCUGCGAGACCAGCUGAUCGUAGUGCAGCUGGGACGAGAGGAGGCACUCGCCAGCGCGGAAGAACUGCGGAACCAGCUGCUGCAGCACAGCACCAUGCUGCACCAGCAGGAUGCCGCGCUCGCGGCAGCCAGAGCCGAGACCGAGCAGCUUAGAGAGCAGGUAGACAAGUUACAAACGGAGCGAAGUCAGAUCACGGAGAUAGCGGACAACCUGCGCAAGUCCACCAUGAUGGUUGAACAACUCACUGAAGAGAAGCAACGUCUGAUGGCGGAGGCCCAGGAGAGCCGCUCGCGUGUGUACGUGCUGCAGCAGGAACUGGACAACAGCGAGAAGGUGCAGCAGGACUUCGUGAGACUGUCACAGUCCCUGCAGAUACAACUGCAGCGGAUCCGCGAGGCCGACACGGAGGUGCGGUGGCAGCACGACGAUGACGUCACCGAGUGUCCCUCCUGCAAGACACCGCUACCCAACAAUAAGAAGAAGGUCCACUGCCGCCACUGCGGGCGCAUCUACUGCAGCGCGUGCGUGUGUCGCAGCGUGCCGAGCGGGCCCCGCGGCACGCCGGCGCGCGUGUGUUCCGUGUGCGACACGCUGCUGCGGCCACACACCGCGCCGUACUUCAGCACGGCGCCGCCGCACUCGCCCGACUAGCGACCUCGUGUACUGAGAACGUUGCGUUACGUCUCCAAUCAGAAGGGCUCUUAUUAGUAGGCAAGGGACUCAUCUACUCGUGCCGCUGUGUGACACUAGGAAAAACUUGUAAUAUAUUUCCGGCUCUUACUCUCAUUGUCAGCUCCUAAAACGGAUAUGGAAUUUGUGUUGAUGACUCCAUCAGGGGCGUGCAUAUUAAUAGGCAAUAAGGCAGUGCCUACCUCAUUAUAAACCUAAAUAAAUACAACACUAGAGUUAAAGUUAAUUUAGUUUAAUUUGGGUACAUUAUUUUAUAACCAACUUCUAUUUAACAACUACUCAUAAAAUUCUACCUUAAGCUAAAUACCUACGGUCAGCAAUCUUUUCAAAUUCCAAAGCUCAACUACGACUAGUUAGAUCCACAGUGCCUUCUUUACUAGAAAAAUAAUGCACGCCCCUGGACUCAACUUACAUUUGCUUUUCACAAAUAAAUCACCACUGUUUUUGUCUUUGGAUGCAUUAACGCUCAGAACGUUACCACAGAGUGACCUCGGCAUGGCAUCACCUAUAAACCAAACACGGCAGCUCAUCCGAGUCUUGUCUUGUACAUCGAUUCAUCCCGAGCUUUAAAUAAUUUAAUUCGGGUUGGAAACAGUAUUUUUUAAAUUUCCUGAUAAACUAGCGAGCAAUAGCUACUAGAAUAGCAAGAACAGACAGUAAGUAUAUAAAUGUGGCGCAUUUCUUAAACAUGUGAUGUUUGAUAAUGGAGUAAUGUUUAUUUCAAGUAGAAUGUCACAUCAGUUCGUGAACAGUUCAAUUAGAUUGAAUCGUGUGAAUUGUAAAUAGACGAAUGUAUAUAAUAUAUACAAUUAGAUAGAAUAUACUAUUGUUAUUGAAUUCGAGUAGUGUACGGAGAGAGUAUAUUUAUUUAACGUAAUAUUGAUAUAACACCGCUCAAGUGUCGAGAGACACGAGUGCUUAUAUCAAUAUUAGUUUGACAUUACAAAAAUUCAGUGAAUAAAAUAAUAGAACUCUUUUAUUAUAUUUGGGCAGCCGUCAUUAUUUCUAAGUACGUUAUCUUAGCAGUACAUUCACGUGUGCAGUAUUCGGGAUUCCAACUUGUCCAUUUAAAUGUCUAAUUCUUAAUAAAUUAAAUUUGUUAAGUAUUUAAGUUCAGGAAGUCUAUUAACAAAAUCGAAAGCUGAAGUUUCGGUCCGAAUCAAAAGAACGGCGAAGUUCGAAUUAAAUCCCUAUUACCAAAGUUUUUCGGAUCAGAAUACCGUGGACGGAUUUCGUUUUGGGGACCAUAGACACAACCAUAAAAAGUGAGGUCAAACAACGAAAAAGUAAAUGUCAAGUGAAUUUGGGAAUAAGGUAAACGAAAGACAAAUUGUCUAAUUGCGAACUUCGUAUCGAUCUUCGUAUCCAAAACACUUUCGUAAUAGGAAAUUGUACGAUCGACGGAUCGUACAUUUUUAACAGAAACUUUGUAUUUCGAUUUUUGGUAAAUGGGCUCGAGAUGUGUGUUGUUGUUUCUUGUGUUAUUCUUUAUCUGUUGAAGUCUGGACGAAACGUGGUUCGAUGCGUUCUGUGAUAUCUCAAAGUUCAGUGACAGGCGUAUUGUGCAGACAGAAACUCGUUUUAGGUUAUGCAAUAUUAAUGUUGUCUCUUCUCAUGUCAGCCAGUAAAUGUAAGCCACGGUAUUUACAAUUUAUUUUAAAUUUACUUAACCUUCCGAAAUCGGCAGUGCCCCAGGGCCCUAGAUUUUUCAGAUGCACCAAAACCAAAAGUGCCGUACAGCACCCUAUUCCCUCAUCAAGUUCUAACCCUUAUUUUGUUCACAAGAUGGUUUUUUUUGCAUGGUUUUAUAGCUUAUUUCAAUAGCUUUAUGAUACAUUACCUUAUAUCAUUAUAAUUAUAAUCAAUAUUGCUAAACGUAAAGUAAUACGCGAAUGUGCGAGCGCCAAAAUUGCGUCGAUCUGUGGCUACCGCGCGAUCAUAGUUUUCCGGAACGGAAGGUUUCUUGUUCGGCGUCAUUUAUACGAGAGUUAAAAUUUUUAGCGUUCAAAACCCCAAAAAAACCGAUAUAAGGUACAUCACAGUACGUAUUAUUAUGUUGUAUAGGUAUCAUCGUAAUUAGAAACCACGUUUUAUCGGACAGAUGUGUAGAGUACGAGCAUGGUGUGACCAAUGUGCUCAAGUGAUCAAAUUGUGCUAAUUUCAACCAUAUUCACAUAGUCAUUGAAUGGCUAAUUUAAUUAUAUCAACUAUUAUUCUGGUAUUGAAUAUGUUCUUCUAAAUCAUUCGUAUACAAAAUAUUUUAUAAUGGUAAAGAUACUUUUGUCAGUUCCAUUUUAAACUUCCGCUAAUGGUAAUACAAGCCUGUGAUUGGUUGAUAUAAUUGUGAAGUCAUUCAAUGUUUACGUAUUAUUAAAGUGCCUUCACGCAAUAGUGCGUUUCGUAUUAAUUUAUCUGAUAAAUCUUUUCCAAUAAAAGAGUAGCUGUACACCUAUCUUGUUGCGAAGUUCGGUGUCCUUGUGUGAAGGCAUCUUUAGUUAGUUAUAAAUUAACAGUCAAUGUUAUUAUAUAAAUAUAUUUUACUCUAAAUAAAUCAUAAAUUUUUAA